Messenger RNA from Tarenaya hassleriana, 865 nucleotides. Its product is annotated as mitochondrial inner membrane protein OXA1-like. The record is from RefSeq and is a predicted model, not a curated record. Gene Ontology annotation, molecular function: membrane insertase activity. NCBI's taxonomy places the organism in Eukaryota, Viridiplantae, Streptophyta, Magnoliopsida, Brassicales, Cleomaceae. Gene Ontology annotation, cellular component: mitochondrial inner membrane. Gene Ontology annotation, biological process: mitochondrial respiratory chain complex IV assembly; protein insertion into mitochondrial inner membrane from matrix. The transcript is spliced from 5 exons. Bases 144 to 740 code for a protein of 198 amino acids.
AUCCACAUUCCAGGCCACUUAGACUUCUGGUUUUCCAGAAAAAGAUAAUCAAAAAGGUUCAUACGUACCUUUGCUGACAUGGCUUGGAGACUGGAAAAAAAGAAUCGGAGGCAAUUUUUGAAGAGUGAGCUCUGUUUGACCGUAUGAUAAAAGCAUUACAUGAACGGAAAGACUGCUUCUCAAAUCGGUAUCUAAUUUGCUCUUUUGCAUCUUUGGCGGACUUCAGGUUUCCUUCUUAUCUGAUUGCAUGUCUUGCAGAGGGGUUCAUCUACAUCAGCACUUUCCUUGCGAUACACAACAUGGCUCAGAAGAUGCCAUCCUUCCAAAGUGGUGGAAUCCUGUGGUUCACUGAUCUUACAACUCCUGACAGAUUUUACAUCUUGCCUGUUGUGACAGGGCUCACUUUCUGCUUUGCAACGAUACCCCUCAGUAGGCAGGAGAAUUCAGCAGCCAGAAGAAGCAUGAGGCUGCUUUGUUGGAUCUCUGCGAGUGUUGCAUUUCAAGCUACAUUCAGCAUUGAAUCGGCCGUGUACUGUUUCAUGAUCUCAUCUAGAGUAGCUAUCCAUGGAAUAGAUUUGGCUAUGGUAAAAUCUCCAAAGGUGAGGGAGUUGCUCGGUCUCCCAGACGUUUUCGCAUUAUACGCGGCUUCCAAGGCCUCCUGUGAAGAAAUGCGCCCCGAGCUGUUAAAGUUGAAGCAGAAGAUCCAAAGUCGCACGGAAAAGCAGAAGGGCAAGAAGUGAAAACUCUGAGAGUUUUUCCUGCAACUGCUUCAUAUUGUCUCCUCCGAAUUUAACUAUCAAUCGGCCUUUUGGUCUUGUUCUUCUUGACUUUUCAGGUUUGUAGUGUAUCGAACAAAUCCUAUUCU